UUGGCCUUCUAAAACCGCGAAACACGUCCCGCGUUCUCUCGAGGAAGAGUACCGCGAGGCUCCAAUCCAAGCCACGCUGUUUCUACCGUUUAUCGUAUAUUUGAAUGAAAGAUAAUCCUAGCCGAAUGAAAAUACUGCUGGAGAAGUAGAAGAAAGAAAUCUAAACUUUUGACAUUAUCUCUCGAUUAUGCCUGUGUGAUGCUUGUGUUCUCUACAUGUUACUUUAGUAUCGCGGCCGAAAAGAAUACGUGGUGCCGAAUAUUCUUUCGUCAGUUAGAUUCACGAUAAAUAUGUUGACAAAAUUUAACUAACAAUAAGCUUUAUAAGAUACACAGAAUUAAAUCUUAGCUAAUGUAAAAUACAGCAAUUUCAUUAAGCAUUGUAAUGAUUCGAGGCAUCUCAGCGAGACGAGAUGAGAGGACGUGCGAAGACGAAGAGAGAUCUCGCAAAUGUUUACGCACGGCCGAUACCCUGACGUUUGGUCGUCUGGUGAAAAUUAAGAAGGUCAAAAUCAUCUUGGGCAAUCGCACGUCAGGGUGAGAUUACGGUCGAGAGACCGUAAUACGUCGUAGUAAUACGGCUGCGCACGGUAAAACAUGAAUGACAGCGAGAUCUACUUAUUGAACUGGGAAGAAGAGGCACACGCUUCAUCAAACAACGAUCUUGGCAGGAGCUUUUAUAACGCGAGCUCGCCGCCGUUCAAUCAUACCUAUGAGGAUCUCUGGGGACUCGCUACCGAUCGAAUCGGUCUCGCGAUCGUUCUAUUGCUCUUCUCCGUAGCUACCGUUUUCGGCAACUCGUUAGUGAUCCUCGCGGUAUUUCGAGAGAGGCAUCUGCACACAGCUACGAACUACUUCGUGACUUCAUUGGCUUGCGCCGAUUGCCUGGUAGGACUGGUAGUGAUGCCAAUUAGCGCGGUGUACGAGGUAUUGGAGAACCGUUGGCUGUUUACGACGGACUGGUGCGACGUUUGGCGCUCGCUGGACGUUCUCUUCUCAACCGCGUCCAUCCUGAAUCUGUGCGUUAUCAGCCUGGAUCGCUACUGGGCGAUUACCGAUCCCUUCACGUAUCCGACUCGAAUGAGCAGGAAACGCGCGGCGAUUCUAAUAGCCAUCGUAUGGAUUUGUUCGAGUGCGAUCUCCUUUCCUGCGAUAGCGUGGUGGCGUGCCGUUCGUACUGAGCAAGUGCCGGAAAACAAGUGUCCCUUCACGGAGAAUCUCGGUUACCUGAUAUUCUCGUCGACAAUCAGUUUUUACCUGCCGCUGUUCGUGAUGGUAUUCACGUAUUACAGAAUCUAUCGCGCCGCCGUGAUACAGACGAGGAGUCUCAAACUCGGCACGAAGCAGGUGAUGAUGGCCUCGGGCGAGCUCGAGCUCACGCUCAGGAUACACCGAGGCGGUAUAUCAUCCACCAACACCGACGCCAGGCAUCUUUUUCGUACCGCCUCGAGCACCCCUGAGGAUCUCCAAGAUCUCGAGGAACCAUUAACGGUUCCUCUUCACAACAAUGGUCUCACCAGAGUACCCUCCGUGAGGAUCAACAACAGACAACACAUAGGCAAAAAUUUCUCUCUCUCGCGUAAGCUCGCCAAGUUCGCCAAGGAGAAAAAGGCGGCAAAGACCCUUGGUAUCGUUAUGGGGGUAUUCAUUAUUUGCUGGCUGCCGUUCUUCGUUGUGAAUCUAUGGUCGGGAUUCUGCACGAGGUGCAUAUGGCAGGAAGAAAUCGUAUCUGCGGCCGUCACUUGGCUCGGAUGGAUUAACAGCGGAAUGAAUCCCGUGAUAUACGCUUGCUGGAGCAGAGAUUUUCGUAGAGCUUUCGUCAGAAUUCUAUGCUACUGUUGCCCCAGACGAAUGAAACGGCGGUAUCAACCAGCAUUUAGAUGUAAACCAAGUCAGAAAUUCGCAUCCGGACGGUACUACUCCGCGUAUUCCCUCCAUCAUGUACGGGGAAGUCGAGAAAAUUCCGGCGAGCAAACCUACAUUUAACAACGGAAUAUCAUCGCGAGCUGGUCAUCGAUCGUUGAUCGUGAAAUUCCUCGAGACCUUUUCUUUAUUUCUGUUUAUAUCGCUUUUCCUUCGUCCUUAAUGCACGAUAGAUAAAGCAGUGUGUGUGUAUGUGUGUGUGUGCACAUAUAUAUAGUUUAGCCAUUGAUUUCCAAGUAAUCACGAUCCUCUGUCCGUUUUCCAAGACCCUUAUGUAUCAAAGAUCAACGAACAUCAACGAAUAUCAACGUAUUCCCAUAGAAUAUAAACUCUCGGUAUGUGUUUUUACUUUUACUGGUAAAUGUGACACUUGAUCUUAAAUACGCACUUACACAUGGCACUGUUCACUAUCUAAGAAUGCACUUUCUUGCUAUAGAUACUUUCCUCGUUAUUCAUUUUUGGCAGUUUUCUUGAAAAGUGAUGUCUUAUAGUUCUUAUACUUUUAUUACGUGCGAUUUACAGACUAUUUCUUCCGAGUAAUAAGAUAUACACAAUAUAUGAGCAGUUAUAAUAACAAAACGAUAUUUUCGUGCAUGCAAAUCUCGUAUAUUUAUAUUACGAACGACGUGCCACUAAAAGUACACCUAUGAUCAGAGACUAUAAAGCGCGCUGCUUGAAAGACGUAAAAGUUUGAUGACAUAAAGAACGUAAGUGACUAUAUAUGCAGAUAUUAGAAACGAUAACGGUGCUCAUAAUCCUGUGACGCGCUUUUCGUUCAAACUACUUACUCGAGUGCAAAGAUAUUGCUCAAUUUUCAUAGAUAUUGCUCAAUUGGAGUGCGAACUCCGUGCGUGUGAGAUUUUAGACAUUUUUGUGAAAUAUUUUUUAUUGCCAAAUGUUUGUUAUUUAUAUAACUUAUUAAAUACAUGACAAUUAUAAACUGUACUCGCGUACUCCAGUACUCGUACAUAUAUAAUUACGUAAAAUUCGGGAAAUAUCAGGAAUAUGCCAAAAGACAAGAUAUUACAUCGUGGGUACGAGGCAAAAUUGAUGUAGCUAGGUAUGUCCGCGUUUGAAAAAUCUAAAAUAAACGUGCGACCUCGUGCUAUCUCCAAUAACCUACAUAGAUACUUUUAGUUUCGCGGUCGCGUUACCAGAAGGAGAGUCGUGGACACGGGAUAUAUCGGAUAAAAGUAGAAGAAGACAAAAAUAAGGAGCAUUAUUUGACCUUGGGGAAUUCAAUACCCGAUAGAACAAACGAGAAAACUCUGAUCCGGUCACUAUCCCAUGAGAUGUAGGAUGAGACAGAGGAAGAGACGAAAGACAAAACGAGCGCGCGAAACUUUACUUUUUCGGUGAAUUAUCGCGUAAACCGUAAACUAUAAUACGUAAUACUUACCGACAUCUAUAAAUUUGUCUUUCAAAUCAAUAAUAAAUAAUAUACAAAAAUCUCUUUAACAGAGAUAUUGUGCAAUGUAAUUACAUUGGCGAAAAUAUCGAUAUUAUCGAGCAGUUACGUUAUUAAAUUAUCUUUUGUUUAAAGACGAGAAAAAAGGCGAGAGAAGGCAGGAAAAUAUUAUGUAAACAGGAAUCUGGACAUAUAACAUUUAUCCAUUUUGCCCACUUUAUUCACUUUGUCGCCAACUAUAUAAAUUUGAAACUCGACUCAUCCGCAUUUGCGAUGGCAUUUUUUUCACGGCUGGCCGAAUAUCGAAUGAUUUGCUUUACGGCCAAGAGCUAUCGAAAAACCGUUUAACCACCUAGACCCUCUCCCUAUUCAGCCUGGGGUUGUCUCUUCGACCGCACUAUUCGCACGAUUCGGCGCAAAGCCAUGUGUGCACGGGGUAUGAGCGUGAAGUGUAAAGCUUGUCGCUGAUCCGUGGCGACCUUUAAAGGGAAGCAACGAGCGCGGAGACCGGAGAGAUUGGUUGCGUUUGAGGCGAAGCCGAUGGAUCGAUUGUCCCUAGGACGACGACAGGAGAGGAACUGGGUGUCCCGUUGCGUCGCGUCGCGUCGCGUCGGAUAAAGGUGCUCGUUUUCCGCGGAAAAAAUACACGGAAUUUUUUCAAGAAAAUACCUACGUUAUGCUACCAGCUACCAGCUGCCAUCAGCUAACGCGAUUAUACGAUUUGGAAUUUUUCGCGAUAAAAAAGGAGAGCAGAGAAAAAGCAGACGAAAACAGUGAGACUUGUGCCUUAUACGUCUCCGCGCGUCGUCGCUUUGGCGUCGGUGAGAUACGUCGAGUGUCAACUGUCGAGUCAUCUCACGCGGAGGACAAAUUAAAUUUUUAUACAAAUUUAAGUAUAGUCUAUACCACAUUUAUGUAUCGAUUGCCAUAAUGAUAAUCCACCGCUUUUCAUUUCUCACUACGUGUAAGCACUAAAGCACUCGCCAAUGUAGCGCGGACACGUUAUUAAUUCUCAGAAUAAAAGAUGAAAAAUGUGUACUCUUAAAACAAAGGUAGAAUGUAACGAUAAAAAAAGCACGAACAAUCGGAACAGCCGGACGCAAAAUUCUAUCUGUGUAAAUUCGUUGCUCUGCUAGUUAUCGAAAAUCUAUUUCUGCCCCAAUCGCGAAGGAUACAUAUAUACAUACAUAUUUGUUUCUGGAAAAGAAUGAAGGAGAACACAGCAAGUUUACACGCUAUAAAACGUGUAAAACCUGUUUGGUACUACUUCGACACUUGUUGCGGUGAAUCAUUCUUACAACGAAUGGCAAAACGAACGCAAAAGCAUUAAUCGUAAUUAUUUUGUUUCAGUAUAUCUCCGGAAUGGCAACGGGAGGGCAAGCAAGUAACGUGAGUUACAGCAGCGUCAGUCAGAGCAGCGACGGCGGUAUAUGCGCGACC
This is a messenger RNA of Temnothorax curvispinosus, 4770 nucleotides long. It is a transcript of the gene Dop1R2, whose product is annotated as dopamine receptor 2-like. Gene Ontology annotation, biological process: adenylate cyclase-activating adrenergic receptor signaling pathway. Gene Ontology annotation, molecular function: G protein-coupled receptor activity. Bases 597 to 1985 code for a protein of 462 amino acids. Gene Ontology annotation, cellular component: membrane. NCBI's taxonomy places the organism in Eukaryota, Metazoa, Arthropoda, Insecta, Hymenoptera, Formicidae. The transcript is spliced from 4 exons. The record is from RefSeq and is a predicted model, not a curated record.